Messenger RNA from Purpureocillium takamizusanense, 3089 nucleotides. RefSeq lists its product as uncharacterized. Gene Ontology annotation, molecular function: antiporter activity. Bases 235 to 2862 code for a protein of 875 amino acids. The transcript has 4 exons. Gene Ontology annotation, cellular component: membrane. NCBI's taxonomy places the organism in Eukaryota, Fungi, Ascomycota, Sordariomycetes, Hypocreales, Ophiocordycipitaceae. Gene Ontology annotation, biological process: proton transmembrane transport. The record is from RefSeq and is a predicted model, not a curated record.
CGUUGCUCCGUCGCCUUUGCCUCUCUGCCCGCGACUGCCCUCGUUCGCCCCAAGUCCUCGCUCUCUCCGGGCGGGUGCUGACUGACUGCCGCCACCGCGAGACGACAUCAUCGUUGUCGUCGACCACGGCCGCACGUCUUUGUCUCUGCGCGCUGCCCUGCGCCGCCAGUUGGAGCAGCGCCGCCGCGUCGAUCUGAACCGGCUGGGGCAUCUCCCCCACGCGCCUGUCUCACAAUGUCCACCACCAUCGCCUCGGCCGCCGUGUCUAUUGCGACAAAGACGCUGACCGUUACGGCGGCUGCGACCAGUGCUGGAGGUGAUGCGAACCGAGCCCCUCCACAAGGCGGCGUCCUCGAGGGCGCUAACCCCUCCAAAUACGACCCUGGCAACCCCAUCAUCCUCUUCAUCAUCCAGACAUGCCUCAUCGUCAUCGUCUGCCACGUCCUCCACUGGCCGUUGGCCAAGAUUCGCCAGCCUCGCGUCAUCGCCGAGGUUGUCGGCGGUAUCAUCCUCGGGCCCUCGGUCAUGGGCCACGUCCCAGGCUUUCGCGAGGCCAUCUUCCCCAAGGCCUCCCUCUCCAACCUAAACCUCGUCGCCAAUCUCGGUCUGGUGCUCUACCUCUUCCUCAUCGGCCUCGAAACCGACGUCCGCUUCCUCAUUAGCAACUGGCGUGUUGCCACUUCUGUCGCAUUUGCCGGCCUCGCGCUGCCCUUUGGCUUGGGCUGCGCCCUGGCCUGGGGUAUCUACCAUGCCUUCCGCGAUGAUGCCGGCAUCAAACCCAUCAACUUCGAGGUUUACAUGCUCUUUAUCGGCAUUGCAAUUGCCAUUACGGCUUUCCCCGUGCUCUGCCGCAUCUUGACGGAGCUCAAGCUCCUCGACACAUCCGUCGGUGUCAUUACCUUAUCGGCAGGCGUCGCCAACGAUGUCGUCGGAUGGGUUCUCCUCGCUCUUUGCGUUGCCCUCGUCAACGCAGGGAGCGGCCUCACGGCGCUUUGGAUCUUGUUGUGCUGCUUGGGAUUCAUGCUCUUGCUCAUGUACGGCGUCAGGCCAGCCCUGAUCUGGCUUCUUCGCCGCACCGGAAGUAUCGAGAACGGCCCAUCGCAGGGUAUCAUCUCUCUUAUUCUUAUCCUCUGCCUCGCCUCCGCCUUUUUCACAGGCAUCAUUGGCGUUCACGCCAUUUUUGGUGGCUUCAUGGCCGGUCUCAUCAUCCCGCGCGAGAACAGGUUCAACAUUCGAGUGACGGAGAAGCUCGAGGACCUCAUCGGUGCCAUCUUCCUGCCGCUUUACUUUACCUUGUCCGGCCUCAACACGAACCUUGGCCUGCUCAACUCCGGGACAGCCUGGGGCUACGUCUUCGCCACCACCAUUGUCGCUCUGCUCAGCAAGAUCAUCGGCGCGUCCGUCGCCGCCCGAUAUACCGGCAUGGUGUGGCGAGAGUCCUUUUCCAUUGGUGUAUUGAUGAGCUGCAAGGGCUUGGUCGAACUGAUUGUGUUGAACAUUGGCUUGAGUGCAAACAUUCUAAGUACCCGCACGUUUACCAUCUUUGUUGUCAUGGCACUUCUCACGACCUUUGCGACGACCCCUAUCGUCUCUGUCCUCUACCCUCCGUGGUAUCAAGUCAAGAUUGCAGCCUGGAGGCGUGGGGAGAUUGACUGGGACACGGGGGCACCAAUCUCGCCUUCGGACACGGAUGAGUCAACCAAGAGACAAGCUUCGAUGAAGAGGGUCGGCCGACUGCUGGUAUACCUCAGACUCGAUAGCAUGCCCACGAUUCUCAAUCUCCUGUCGCUGUUCGGUGGCUCCUCCGCGCCACAGGCCUCCACCCGCUCUGAAGAGGACCACCCAAUUGAGCCCGUGACCGACAACUCGGUCUUGUCCAGUAGCCCAACUAAGGCAGUCUGGGCUCACGGAUUGCGGCUUGUACAGCUCACCGACCGAGAUUCCUCCGUCAUGACUGUAUCCCAAGUUGCAGAGUACAGCAGGCACGAUCCCAUUGUCAACACGUUCCGUACCGUCGGUCAGCUCCACCACCUCGCCGCCUCGGGCGAGGUGGGCGUCAUGCCCGAGACGCGAUUCGCCGAGGCACUCGUUACAAAGGCAGCCAAAAUGUCGUCAGAUCUCGUCCUCCUUCCUUGGAGUGAAACGGGCGGCAUUGGCGACUCGCCGGUUCUGUCCUCAGCAACGGUAGAGGACAAGAUGGCAUCUUCAUACGGAACUUUUGUGCGGUCGGUCUUGGAGUCGCAUGACCACAACAUUGCCGUCUUCUUCCCCCGCAGCGAUGACGCCGACAACAAGGACAAGAUGGCAGAGCGAGCCAAGCUCACACGACAGUAUUCCAUCAGCCACAUGAAGGAAGACAUGCCGGCUGCUCCCCAGGCCAACAAGCCGUACCACAUCUUCCUCCCGUACUUUGGGGAGGAGGACGACAAGCUGGCUCUUGUUCUCGUCCUGCAGCUCUGCGAAAAGUCCAAUGCUACGGCGACAAUCAUGCAAAUCACCACUCAUAAUGAACCCGGAACAGCAUCGUCUGGAGCCGCCGAGGAUUUCUUCGACCUGGCUGCAGACAAGCUCCCCGCUGAGGCGGCUACUCGCGUCAAAUUUGAGCGUUCCAACGGACCGACGACCAUGGAAGAGCUUAUUCAACACAGCACCGCCGAUGCCAACGCAGACGAGUCCAAGUCCCAGAGACUCAUUGUUGUCGGUCGCAGCAGCGGCGCCAAGAUGGACGUGGGAAAGCUGACGCACAGUAUGAGGGAAGAGUUGAGGAGUUGCCUGGGCGCGGUUGCUGGCCAUUUCAUCACGGGCGGCGUGCGGGCGGACCUGAUGGUUGUGCAGUCCAAGAAGGUUGUGGAGAGCACUUGAGAAUCAUGAUACCACGAAGCUUGUUUGCACAUAUGCAUGGCUGCGCCGUAAGUUUGAAUUUGUGAUGAGAAUUUGUUGUUCAUGUAUAAAGUAUGGCGCGCAUAUAGCAUGUACAACCACGUUAGUAUCAGGCCUAGGUUUGCGAGGAGGGUUGAUCAAGACGGCAACAGGAUGAGCAUCAUUAGCAUCUGAGUCAUGGCCCUCGUUAUUUCUUGCGUCUCGAGUGG